Molecule: messenger RNA, 1166 nt
Organism: Megalops cyprinoides (Indo-Pacific tarpon)
Lineage: Eukaryota; Metazoa; Chordata; Actinopteri; Elopiformes; Megalopidae
Gene: hemgn
Product: hemogen
Exons: 4
Coding region: 139-951 (270 amino acids)
Source: RefSeq, a predicted model, not a curated record
AAUACCCGGUUAAUGGUUAACCAGAUAAUACUUUUUUAGGGGAGGGGGUUGCAGAUAGACAGAAUUGAAUGUAAUACUUCCUGAUCACUGCCUUCAAUACUUUCUCCUCACCAAAAGGGUCAUUUUAGGGGGGGAAGCAUGGAGACGCUGGAAAAAGAUACUACUCAAUCGGAGUACAAACAGCCUGAUGAAAAUGAAGGUGGGAUCCUCAGACGCUUGAGGGACAGAGACCUCCUGAGGAAGAGGAGGGCAGAGGCCGAGGAAAAGGCAAUUUACCAGUGGGUUUAUGGGGUGCAGAGCAAGAGGAAGAGAGAGAGGCGGGAGGUGAAGAGCGGUUCUGGUAGGAAGGGCAGGCCGAGGAAAAGCGAGGCGGGUGUCGUGCCCCAGCCCUCCCAAGACCAACCACCACAGGAGGUGCCCUGUGUGGAGGAGGCACUGUCUCAAGGGCUCACCCCGUCCCAAGCACAGGAGCAGCCCGAUCAGGAUGCCAGCAAAGCAGAUGAGCCGCUGAUUGCUGGCAUCACAAAGGCGGAGGAGCCACCGUCCACAGACACCACCAAAGCGGGGAAAGAACUUUUUGAUGAUGUCACAAAAGGAAAAGAGGAAGUCCUCCCACUGGCAACGUCUGAAAGCCAGCCCUCUCUGCCUCCUAUCCUGUCACUGGCUCCCCCUGCCCCUAAACCCCAGCCUGAGCUCGCCCCCGCCCCGCCCCAGGAGGAGACGCCGGCGCAAACGGAGCUCAAGAGCAGCCUGUCUGUGGAAGAGCCCACGAUCAAAGACUUGGGGCCUGAUGAGAAAGAAAUUGACCCAGUUCCUCCAGAGAAACUGGCCACCGAGCAAGGUGCGAGCGGGGGGCCCGGCGACAGCGUGACGGACAGUGCGCAAGUGUUCUCCGUCCCCACCAUCGUCUCUCCACCCCAGCAGAGCUGCGUCCCGGAGCCUUUCCUCUGAGCGGCGUCUCCCCGGGCCUCCCGGCUGCAACACCGGCGCGAAUAAAGGGGCCUUUCAUUCAGACAGGCAGACCACGGUCAGCCGCGCUGGCAAACUCAGGAUGGUAAUACUAAGCCUCUAAACUGGGGAACAGCUCAGAAGAGAGCAUUUUUUUGAGUAUUUUGAAAACUUUUUUUAAACAUGUAAAUGUAUACAGUAUAUUUGCUCGUUUUCAA